This is a messenger RNA of Filobasidium floriforme, 1200 nucleotides long. RefSeq lists its product as uncharacterized. The record is from RefSeq and is a predicted model, not a curated record. Bases 245 to 1045 code for a protein of 266 amino acids. The transcript has 3 exons. Lineage: Eukaryota; Fungi; Basidiomycota; Tremellomycetes; Filobasidiales; Filobasidiaceae.
GUGCAAGGCGUUUCGGACCGAUGCCAGAGCUGCCCCGUCGAACCCCCGCGACCCAAAGGAAGGAAACGACGACGCGUUUGAGGAAAGUGCCGCAGGAACGAGAGUUUCGUUCGUGAUAUCACAUGCUUUCUCGGGUGGCCGAUCGUUGUCGAUCUGUCUGCUGUCACUGAGUCAGGCUACUUACCGCUGUGUAAUCGCUUCGUCAUCCCCUCUCCCAUCAUCGUCAUCCCUAUUCCUUCCCGCCAUGUCCCGGAAAGAACAAGCAGACAGGAUCCGCAAAAUCAACCGCAACGGUCAAGCGCUUGUCAACCGAGUCUUGGCACGGCACAAGAGGUUUCCCCUACGAAUCGUAACAUGGAGGACGAUCUUGAAACCGGGUUGGAAAGAGGCUCUGCAGCGACUCUUGCCUUUCACAGCGCUGUUGUUGUUUCUGGCGCCUUUUACCACCGUUCAGAGCGAUUCGUGGUGUCUUGUCAAGUCACAGGGAGGAUAUCUUUCCGCUUGGGAUGGAUCAGCGUGGAACAGCUUCAUGAACGACUCGGCGCAGACGACCUCUUCGGACGUCGUGGGACCCUGGACGAUCCGAUCAUCAGAAUGGGGGCUGCUACGACUCCUGCCAGCUCUAACGAUCAUCAAUCUUUUUCUCUUCCUCUGGUGCAGCUGGGUCGCCUAUCAUAUCUGGCACGAUGUCAAGGCGAACAUCAUCCUUCCUCACUCACAGCCGGCAGUCUCGGCAGCUUCUAACUUUUUCGCCUGUUCAGGCGGUCUCGCUGCGGCAUAUGGGGCGAUGUUCUGCAUCGAAUUGAAUGGGUGGGAUUGGAGAGCCGCCUAUCAGUCGACGGGUUUGACCUCCUCACAGCCGUCCGGGCUAGCGAAGAGGGCGCCUAGUGAUCAGCUAAAACUAGGUCCUGGUCUGUACAGCGCUUUCGCAAGUCCUUGCGUUGCAGCUGUUUGGUUUGGCUUGUUGUGGUAUCAACAGCAUCAAGCGGCCAAAGAAGACCAGCGGGACGAAUCGGAAGUAGCAGAUGGCGAUCAGAAAGUUUGAGACGCGGCGGACGCAGUGUGUGAUGCAAUUUCGAGGAAUGUCUGGGGUUACUGCUACAGUACACAAGCACGAUCUCAUCACAUAUGCGCUUGAAUCGAUCGUUCAUUCAAGGUCACAGGGUCUGAUCGGACAACGGACAGCGCACUUGGUCUCCC